AUGAAGGAGCUCAAGAUUGACAAAUUGGUCAUCAACAUCUCCGUCGGUGAAUCAGGUGAUAGAUUGACCCGAGCCGCCAAGGUGUUGGAACAACUUACCGGUCAAACACCCGUCACCUCAAAGGCCAGAUACACCAUCCGAUCUUUCCAAAUCCGAAGAAACGAAAAGAUCGCCGUGCACGUCACCAUCCGAGGUCCUAAAGCCGAGGAAGUCUUGGAGAGAGCUUUGAAGGUUAAGGAGUACGAGUUGAGAAAGAGGAACUUCUCUGAAACCGGAAACUUCGGUUUCGGUAUCGAAGAACACAUUGAUUUGGGUAUCAAGUACGACCCAGGAAUUGGUAUCUUCGGUAUGGACUUCUUCGUUGUCAUGGGUAGACCAGGUAUGAGAGUUGCUCGACGAAAGCACGCUGUCGGCAAGGUCGGUGCUUCCCACCGAGUCAGACCUGAACACACCGUCGCCUGGUUCAAGCAACGAUUCGAUGGUAUUGUCUCACGAUAA
This is a messenger RNA of Kwoniella botswanensis, 498 nucleotides long. Its product is annotated as 60S ribosomal protein L11. The record is from RefSeq and is a predicted model, not a curated record. Lineage: Eukaryota; Fungi; Basidiomycota; Tremellomycetes; Tremellales; Cryptococcaceae. Bases 1 to 498 code for a protein of 165 amino acids. The transcript has 5 exons. Gene Ontology annotation, cellular component: ribosome; cytosolic large ribosomal subunit. Gene Ontology annotation, molecular function: structural constituent of ribosome; RNA binding. Gene Ontology annotation, biological process: translation.